UCACCGCCAACGAACCCAACUCAGUGGCACCUCGUCUCUUUUCCGCUAUGGAUCGUUGGCAGAACCGCGUGGCCGUGAUCAGUGGCGCCAGCUCUGGCAUUGGUGCGGCCUGUGCCCGCCUCCUCGUUGCCGCUGGCCUCCAAGUGGUAGGUCUGGCCAGGCGUACGGAACGCCUAGAGCAACUCCGUCAAUCCCUGCCCGAGGAGCAGCGUAAGCGCUUCCAUCAGCAGACCUGCGAUGUGUCGCAGGAGAAACAGGUGGACAGUGCCUUCGAGUGGAUCGAAAAGGAGCUUGGUGGCGUCGAUGUCUUGAUUAAUAAUGCGGGAAUAGUCCUAGGCGGACAACUGAUAGACAUGCCCACCAAGGAUAUAGGCAACAUUUUGCAGACGAAUCUCAUGGGUAGCAUUUACUGCACCAAAUGGGCUGCCGGCAGCAUGAGACGCCGCCAGGUGGCUGGACAUUUGUUCUUUGUGAACAGCACCGCAGGAGUGGCGGGCUAUAAACCAGAUCCAGCGGAUGAGAGCCUAAAUGCUUAUACACCCAGCAAGUUUGGUUUGACGGCAGUGCAUGAGAUAUGCCGGCAGGAGCUGAUACAGAAGGGUUCUAGGAUCAAGACCACGAGCAUCAAUCCCGGCUGGGUGGCCACUGAAAUAGUCCCCGACGAGACCAAGGCCAAGCUGGGCCAGGUGAUCCUUCAAGCUGAGGACGUGGCCCAGGCGGUACUCUAUGCCUUGGCCACCCCACCGCAUGCCCAGGUGGAGCAGAUAACGCUGAGGGCGGUGGGCGAGUACUACUGAUACCCUUAGCUAGCCAGAUAUCGCCUACUGAUAAAGCCAGCUCCUCAGAUUAGGCCAUUGACACACAAUAACAAUCAAAUGGAGGCGAACGACCUACAAACAUACACACACACACACACAAUCAAAACACAAUUACACACGCACACCCCAAAAGGCACUGAGAGAAAUAAAUGACAAAAUGACAGAAAAUUAUUAAAA
Messenger RNA from Drosophila kikkawai, 995 nucleotides. Its product is annotated as farnesol dehydrogenase. NCBI's taxonomy places the organism in Eukaryota, Metazoa, Arthropoda, Insecta, Diptera, Drosophilidae. The record is from RefSeq and is a predicted model, not a curated record.